Messenger RNA from Panicum virgatum (switchgrass), 1423 nucleotides. Its product is annotated as acanthoscurrin-1-like. The record is from RefSeq and is a predicted model, not a curated record. NCBI's taxonomy places the organism in Eukaryota, Viridiplantae, Streptophyta, Magnoliopsida, Poales, Poaceae. Bases 370 to 1071 code for a protein of 233 amino acids. The transcript is spliced from 2 exons.
UCCAGUGCGGUCACGGAGGAGAUAAGCCUGAAAGCUACCUUUGUGAGAGAUCUUCAGUGUUUACGCCGGCCGGCGCAUGAGCACAGGGAGCACGAACGAUCGCGGCAAAGCGGAUGCCAAAAGCAGCAGCGGCGGCAGAUCGCUCCUGAAUGGGCCGGUGGUGCGCGAUCUCGUGCACAGAUUUUUCUUUUUCUUUUUUCUUCUUCUUCCCCUCUCCCAGUCUCCCCAUCCCAGCGCUAUAAAUUAGCCGCGGGGCAUCCAUUCCACGGUAACAAAGCACAAGCCGAGUGCUGGAAGCUUUCGAGCAACACCACACACACACCACAACGAGGCCAAGAAAGAAGGCCGGGAGGCCGGGAGCGGCGAGCGAUGGGGAGAAACCGUGAGCAAUGGCGGGAUCGGGCGCUGGUGCUUGCUCUUGCCCUCCUCGUGUUCACGUUCGCGCUCGUGCCGUGCGCAGGCGCCGUCGCCGGGGAGGAGGAGGGAGGCGGCCCGGCGGAGGCGAACCCCGCGACGGGGCAGACGGGGCCGCCGUUGCCGCCCGGGUGGACCGGGGACUCUGGGUCCGGCCACGGGUCCAGCCCUGGCGGCGGUUCUUGGGAGUAUGGCUGGAGCUGGGCUGCGGGGCCUGAUGGAAAGGGUGGCGGGUUCGGGUUUGGUUAUGGAGGCAGCGGCGGCGAAGGCGGCGGCGGAGGUGGAGGCGGCGGCGGCGGCGGCGGAGGUGGUGGUGGAGCGGGAAGUGGAAAGGCGUUUGGUUUCGGCAUUGGCGGGUACAAAGAUCACCAUGGCGGCUUUGGAGGUGGUGGCGGCGGUUCUGGAGGCUACAGGGGUGGCGACGCUGGUGGCUUCGGGGGUGGCGGCGAUGGUGGCGGUCAGCAUGGAGAAGCUGGCAACGGCGGUGGAGGAUAUGGCGGCUACGCUGGCGGUUUCGGCGGUGGCAGCGCUGGUGGAUACGGCAGCUCUGGUGCCGGAGACGGAGAUGGGGCUGGAUCCGAGGGACACUUCAGCGGCGGAGGCUGGAGCAAGCGCGGCGGAAGGUCAGCGCAGAACGACGGUGGCGGCAACAACUGAAGCCGCCCGUCGUUGUCUCCAACCACAAGAAGAUGAUAACCAGCGAUGGCAGAAAAUGUGUUUGGUCUAGCAAUCGCAGAAAAUAUGUAGCUACGCGCGAUGUAGUAUAGUGCCUCUGGUGUUAUCAGCCCUGCUUCUCGUUACGACUCAUAAGCGUCCUCAUGCGAAGUGUUGAAUACUAGAGUUGUAAGGAGCUUCAGUUUGCGCAGCAGAGGCUGCACAGCUAUAUGAUGCUUCAGGGGGCUAUGCAACUGAUGUUUACCUUUCCCUGGCUGCUGCCAGUGCAAAUCACUCCGGUGCCUGAUGUACAAUAAACCAGCAGAAGGUAUUGCCAAUUUGCUAUACUGCAAAA